Molecule: messenger RNA, 2277 nt
Organism: Lasiosphaeria miniovina
Lineage: Eukaryota; Fungi; Ascomycota; Sordariomycetes; Sordariales; Lasiosphaeriaceae
Product: kinase-like domain-containing protein
Exons: 4
Coding region: 1-2277 (758 amino acids)
Biological process (GO): peptidyl-threonine phosphorylation; peptidyl-serine phosphorylation
Molecular function (GO): protein serine/threonine kinase activity; ATP binding
Source: RefSeq, a predicted model, not a curated record
AUGAAGGCUCUAGGCAGAAAAGCCCGGCGCAUAUGGCGCAGACUCAACAGGUCAUCCCCAGCCAGCCAGACUCAGCCCCGGAACUCGACUGAAUCGAAUAUAUGCCUGUCUGUUCAACCCGCGCCGGACGCAAUCCGCGGCAAUAUCAUUGGGGGGGCCGAAGGGGUCCCUGGCGAGAAGUCGCUCAAGAACUGCGACGACGGGAGCAACCACCUCUACCUCACCUCGGACGAAACCCAACCUAUUCACGCCAGGACCAACGCUGACCAGGGUACCUCGGUUCUCCAUGCCGGCGAGCUGUUUUCCGGCGACGAGACGCGCCCGCUGGCCAACAAGAAGGAGGUGAAGGAGGGCGUCGUAGACCACCAUAAGGUCACGGCGAGAGAGAGCCUAAAGAAAAUGGAGGCCGCCUUGCGAAACGCUCGCGAAGUUCCCUUCAAUGAAACCGUGACGAAGUACUUCAUCCCGCUCUCCACUUUGAAGAGCAUUUUGUCGUACGAUGCAAUCAAAGCAGUCCUUCCCGCCAUAACGGACGAAUCUAGAGUGCCGACGAACACGCUCGGGACCCUGGCCAAUAGAAUCUUGAGCCUAACUCAAGAGGGUUCAUCGGGGCUUCCAUCGUUCUACAAUGUCUUUGCCGUUCUUGUCUUGAUCGGAAAGGCAGAGACUAUUGUGGAUUUCAUGGACGAGGAGAUCUCAGACGAUAAGCUUCCACUGAUGAAGCUAGACACGGGUCCCAAGGGCCCCUAUCGCCUGGGUCUCAGCCCAGACGGGACGCCAGUUCAUCUCUUUGUGCAAUGGGUGGACCGCCUUGUUGAGAAUUUCGAGGACAGGCAGUGGGAAACGCAAGCUCCGUACUUCUCCAUAGAAACCCAGAACGACUCCGAAGUUCCCCACUAUGAACUCUCAAUACGGAUACCCCUUCCGUUUCACAUCAUCAAGGAGGCGGAUGGCAACACGAACAAGAUCAAGCUCGGUGGAGGCGCUAACCAGGCUGACUUGAUUUCCGGCGAGUCGAGAGAGGCAAUGUCGGGAGGUUACGGAGUGGUUAAGAAGGUGACAAUCAACCCGCAACAUCACAGCAUGAGAGUGCGGGAUGGACCCGACAACCCGCGCAUCGCCAUCAAGCAGCUAUACUCGACCGACAGAAAGGCUUUUAAGAACGAGGUCGCGGUACUCACGAGGCUUAACGAGUGCAAGGACCCUCACCUCGUGAAGCUCAUCUUCACUAUGGAAAUCCUCCACAGCAGCCCCGAGACAGAGCUGACGCGCGCUUUCUAUCUCGUCUUUCCGCUCGCGGACAAGAACCUACGACGGUACUGGCACAGCACAGUUUCCACCUCCAAACACGCCCAGUGGGUUUGCCGACAGUGUCUAGGGGUCGCACGUGCACUUUCGAAGCUCCACGAUCUUCACGAGAUGAAAAGCCACGGCAAGACGGCCGAGGCCGACAGCGCCCAAGCCCAAGAAAAGAAGACCGGAGGCGGUGAUCCGUACUACGGGAUCCACGGCGACAUCAAGCCAGCUAACUUGCUGUGGUUCAAAGAGUGGGAUAGAGACACGAGCGUCGCAGAUGUCAUGGAAUCUAUGGGCGUCCUCCAGCUGGCAGACUUUGGCAUUACUAGGAUCCACCACACGGACUCGCGAUCCAACGCGGACCUGACCAAGGCCACCAAGACGUAUGCGCCACCAGAAGUCGAGUGGGCGGGCGACUCUUGCUCCCGAUCGUUUGACAUCUGGAGCCUAGGCUGUGUGUUCCUCGAGUUCAUCUGCUGGCUGGUCUUCGCCGAUGGCAGCAACAAGCCCGACCCAGUCGAUACCUUCCGCGAGGCCCGGAAUCUCGAUCGAAAGAACAAGAGCGUCGAGGGCGCUAUCCAGGACACGUUCUACCAUGUCGUCAAGGGCGAGAAGAAUACCCGCUUCGAAGUUAACCCAGCCGUCGAGGAUCUAAUCAAGGAGGUGAAAUCGCACCCAGCGUAUUCCGACUUCAUCAGGGACUUCCUGCAAUUGAUCCUGUACGAGAUGCUUGUCAUCGAGGACGUAAAGGGAUCCAUCCCUGUGAAAACUACGACCACUGGCAACAAGCGCAUCGACUCCUUCAAGCUCACAUCCAGGCUUACCGCUAUUCUUGGCAAGGGCGACUCGAACAGCGAGUAUUUUGUCAAGUCAAGCCCACGGUCACAAAGGCCCGACGGGAAGCUGCCUCGGGCUGUCACCCUCCCCCAAACAGCCAAGAGCUUGAUACAGGUCAAAAGACAGUCCAUGGGCCGCACGUAA